GGGGCGGGGCAGAUACAAACGUAGCAUGUCACAGCAUAAAUGAGCGACAAACGGGCUGUGCAUUUCUAGACAAGACGUUAUACACCGAACUUCAGUAAAAAUAAAAAAAGAGCCACCAUGACUGACCGGAAAGCAGUGAUAAAGAAUGCCGACAUGUCAGAAGACAUGCAGCAGGACGCAGUGGACUGUGCCACGCAGGCCAUGGAGAAGUACAACAUUGAGAAGGACAUUGCUGCCUAUAUUAAAAAGGAGUUUGACAAAAAGUACAACCCCACGUGGCAUUGUAUCGUUGGGAGAAACUUUGGGAGCUACGUGACGCAUGAAACCAAGCAUUUCAUCUACUUCUACCUGGGCCAGGUUGCCAUUCUUCUCUUCAAGUCCGGCUGAAAACGCAGACCUGCCUUCUUCACGUUACUUUUAAGUCCUUAAUAACUCUGCCUGCUGCCAUUUGAUUGGCCAUGUUUCUACCUACCUCCACUCCUGCUUUCCAAAUUAUUCAAUAUGUAAAUUGUUACCCAUUAUCCACCUGGAGGAAGGAGUUGUGUGCUGUUUUGGAUGGACCGAGAUGGCUCUUGCCCCUGUAGGGAUGCGCCCUCAACAUUACACCCUAAUAUUACAGUCAGUAUCCCAACAUGUUCUUGAGGAUUGACUCAUACUUUCUAAACACAAUUAUUUGGCUGUGCGAUGCACGGGCCUUGUACAUGAUUUCAUAUAGAUAUGUUGUAUGAUAACUUGUUUUUUCAUUUUAUUGCCUAAAAGAUAUCUAGCAACAUGAUUCCCUUUUUGUUUUCUGUUUACAAAGUUGGUGUAAAAAAAAAUGCUUUGACUGUUGCUGAUACUUAAUAAAGAAUAAUAAUUUAUGCCAA
Messenger RNA from Gadus chalcogrammus (walleye pollock), 866 nucleotides. RefSeq names its product dynein, light chain, LC8-type 2b (gene dynll2b). Gene Ontology annotation, molecular function: dynein intermediate chain binding; dynein light intermediate chain binding. Gene Ontology annotation, biological process: cilium assembly; microtubule-based process. Gene Ontology annotation, cellular component: cytoplasmic dynein complex. Bases 118 to 387 code for a protein of 89 amino acids. The record is from RefSeq and is a predicted model, not a curated record. The transcript has 3 exons. Lineage: Eukaryota; Metazoa; Chordata; Actinopteri; Gadiformes; Gadidae.